This is a messenger RNA of Elgaria multicarinata webbii, 3395 nucleotides long. RefSeq names its product transforming growth factor beta regulator 4 (gene FASTKD4). Gene Ontology annotation, cellular component: ribonucleoprotein granule; mitochondrial matrix. Gene Ontology annotation, biological process: mitochondrial RNA processing; regulation of mitochondrial mRNA stability. The coding region runs from base 174 to 2075 and encodes 633 amino acids. Gene Ontology annotation, molecular function: RNA binding. The transcript is spliced from 11 exons. The record is from RefSeq and is a predicted model, not a curated record. Lineage: Eukaryota; Metazoa; Chordata; Lepidosauria; Squamata; Anguidae.
CGCCUCCUCACCCGGGUUCUUGAUGUACCAGUGCACGCGCGGGCGCCGGUUUGAGGUCAGACCUGGAGGCCGAGGCCCGGCGGUUCUUCCAGAUCCUUGGACAUGAGUUGACGCCAGUGUAAGUGCUGCCUGCCCUUCUCCAUCCUCCUCGCUCCCACAGAUCUAGCUGUAAAAUGGCCGCCAAGCUGGUGCUUCGCUGGUAUCGGCUCUAUAGGGUCUCGUCUCCUUUGUGCGUCCAAGCGACGGUGGCAUCCCCAGGAGGAAAGAUGCUCAACACCAGGGUGCCAUCCCUGGCUCCUUUGGCCUCACUGACCACUUGCAGGCUUUUGAGGCAGGCAGAUAAACUCUCCGUCAAGGAGCAGGCGCAAUGGACGCCCCCGGAUCGCAGCGAGGUGGAUGAUCUCAUUAACACAUGCUCCACCCCAGAGGAUCUCUUGCAUUUAGCAGAGGUGUACCCUCUGAACGGAAACCAGGCUGCCCUUAUCGUCGUCCGGCUCUCUCGUAUGGCGGUGGUGGAGAAAAAGCUGGAUCCCGGCGGCGUCUUGGAGGAUAAACGCUUCCAGCACCUGCUUCAUAGCAUACACAAGCAGGUUACUCAGGUCUGGAACACGUCCUUGGUGAACCUCCUGAAGAGCCUCUACUCACUGGGGCUGGAACGGGGCAGGCGAGAACUGCUUUCGGUGGAGCAGGAGGUGCGCUGGCGGAUGAGGCGCCUGGCCUUCAAGCACCUGGCCUCCAUGGCCAAGCACGUGGCCACCUACACCCCGUGGGGAGAGCCGAGCGAGCUGCUCAGCGACCUGGUGAAGCACCUGGAGCUGCGCUGGACGGAGAUCGAGGACCCCGUGACGGUGGUGGCGCUGAUGACCAAAGUGGGAGCCCUCUCGCCAGCGCUGAUGGAGCACCUGGAGGAUAAGGCCCUGGAGUUGGCCGAGAAGUUCAGCAUCGAGGACAUGCGUAAAGUCGCCAUGGCCUUAGCAUUUCAGAACCGCCGUUCCAUCCCUCUGCUCCGGGCCAUCUCGUACCACUUUGUCCAGAAGCACUUUGCAGUUAACCGCAGCAUCCUGUUGGACCUGGCUUUUGCCUUUGGGAAGCUGAAUUUCCACCAGACUCAGAUGUUCCAGAAGAUCGCCUCAGACCUCCACCCCCAUGUGCCCGAGUUGUCACCGUCCGAGGUGGUGAGCUGCGUCAAGUCCUUCACGUACCUGAAGUGGCUCAACCUGCCCCUCUUCGAGGCCUUUGCACAGUACACCAUUGACAAUGGCGACAGAUUCACCCCGGUCCAUCUUAGCAACUUGAUCCUUGCUUUUGCUCGCCUAAACUUCCAGCCCGGCAAUGGAGAGGUCUUCUAUACCAUGAUCCACAGGAGGCUGGACGGCCACCUCAGCGACUUGGAGCCUCACCUGCUGGUGGACCUGGUGUGGUCGCUGUGCGCGCUGCAGCAGGUGAAGGCGGCCCACCUGCAAAGAGUCCUGGUGCCAAAGUUUCACGCCGGCUUCUUAGCUGACCAGUCGCCGAAGGGGAAGAACUACCAGCUCAAGCUGAUCCACAUCAACACCACAGCCCGGCUGGAGUGUGCAGACUACAUGGGGCCCUUCCUGCCACUGGAGGUCCUGGGCAUCCAGGAGCUGGAGGGGGCCAAGAAGGCGACCCCCCUGCAGAGCGGCCUACAGGAAGUGCUGAAGGGAGUCGCGGGAGAUGAGGCCAAAGUGCGCUUUGCGGUGGACACGGACUGGGGCUGGCAGCUGGAUGCUGAGAUGGUGCUUAACGGCGACAACCAGCCCCUGCCCAUAGCAGGCUUCGCUGCUCCUCCGCCGGCCCGGGCCCAGAGUUCUCGGCUUCUCCUAUCGGGAUCCAGAAGGCUCGCCUUCCUUAGGUGGGAGUUCCCAAAUUUCAGCAACCGGAGCAAGGACCUGCUGGGGCGGUUUGCCAUGGCCCGGCGGCACAUCCAAGCCGCUGGCUUCUUGAUCGUUGACGUUCCCUAUUAUGAGUGGUUUGACCUGAAGUCGGAGCGACAGAAGGCCGCCUAUCUCAAAGACAAGAUGAACAAAGCCGUGGCCGAAGCGAUGGCCAAAUAGGCCAGAGAGACGGCACCACAGAGCCGUUGGAAGGACCAGCCGUUGGACUGGGGCACAGAAGGGGCUCUGCCCGCCCUUCCCCGUGUAUUUAAGUUGGCGAUGCUGUGAACCGGGGGCGGGGAGUGUCUCUGGCCAGACGAAGGGGCCUCUUCAGCCGCGUAGCUUUUGAAUAAACGCUCUGUCAUACCGUCCGGAUCACGCGUUCGGCGGCCUGUCCUGCUGCCGGCUUGAUCAGACGAGAGAGACACGCCUGAGUUCUUGUGUUGUUAAGGAGGCUCUUGCCUCGCGGCAGAAGCGACUAAUCAAAGUGGAACGAGUCGAUGGGGGUACGGGAGGGCAGUGGGCGUUGUUUCUGGGUGCCAUGGGCCGUGCCAAGCGCUAGCACACUCCCUCGCCAGUGAUUCUAGCGGUACCCCCUUCUGUUCUUCAAACACACGUGUAAGGCGAUAGAUGAAGGAUGGCCGAAGAGAAGGUUGUUCAUAAUGGUGGAGCCAUGAAGUGGGACUCCUACACACGAAGCCUGGCUCUACACGCGGCGGUGAGCCGGGCGCUUCGCGUCCCCAACUCAUAACAUCAAAUCUCGCCCCUUCUGUGGCCGGAGAGCUUCCUUUAAGCCCAGCGUUCUAGAUUUUGAAUCGGGUUUCACGCGUGCUGAUGAAAUCCCACGUGCAUUAGGAUAAAAAAGGGGUGGACCUGAAUCAUAGAAUAGCAGAGUUGGAAGGGGCCCACAAGGCCAUCGAGUCCAACCCCCUGCUCAGUGCAGGAAUCCACCCUAAAGCAUAGAAGAAAGGAUUAAGGUAAUGGCGGAUUAAGGGAAGACAGUAAGUGACCUUCCAAAGGCUGUCAGAGUUGAGUCAGUGAGAGACAAAACUUGGACCCAGAUCUCCUGCAUCCAAGCUCACCUUGGACACUAGCAGUGCGUGCUUUUCCGUCACUGGCUGCACGGCCCAUCUUUAGAAAAAGGACAUGGUUGCUCUUGGGAUAUGGUUUUCUUCCCACAAAUGUGUACGGGCCACGUGCGAAAGUUCUGUGAGUUUCCUGCUUCUGGCAUGUAACGAAAAUACCUGGAUCUCUCUUCCUAGGUGCAGGAAGUGCUUCACAAACAUGAUUUUGGUAGUUCAGCAACGCCAGAGCUAAGGAAUUCCACUACUGUUACUCUUCUGUUUGAAAACCUGCAGUGGCGGGUGAUACGGCCACACCCACGACCACGACCAUGUGCCAAAGGAGCUACUGCAAGUUCCAGACACAUGAAGAAAAACGCCAAGUAUUGAAGUUCUAUGCAUAUGUAGAUAUUUAAAUUUAAGAGCUUACGUAACCCGG